GUUAAAGUGACUAAUUCUUAUCGAAUUAGAAUUGUUUUGGUUUAAAGUCGAACACAGCGGUAGUUUUGAGAAUUCGGCCACAAAAGCGGAUACAAGAGAACAGGCUUCACCUCAUUUGGACUUCUGAAUCUUACGAAAAUGUCCUGUUGGUUAAUGAAUGAGACUCUGGAGCUGGCGAAGGACUACAUUGACUUCUGCACCGGGAUCCAGCGGACUCCUCCCAGCGAGUCGGCCGAAGCCAUGCGCCGGUUGGGGAAAGAGCUGGAGCUCCAGCACAGAGUCAAGUUUCAAAACCUUUCACGCAGUUUCCUGUCGACUUGCAGCGUGAACUCGGACCCAAGCACCUGCCUGCGUAGCGUCAUGACCCUGCUGGUGGAAGACGGAAAUCUGAACUGGGGAAGAAUCGUGUCUCUGUUCGCUUUCACCGGCGUCGUCGCCGCAGAAGUGUUCUCCAGAGAAAAUGGAGCGGAGAGGUGCAGGAGGCUCGCAGAGACCAUGGCAGAUUACCUGGGAGCAGAGAAGGGCGACUGGCUACAGGAGAACGGAGGAUGGGACGGUUUCUGUAAGUUCUUCCGGAGCUCCUCUCAGGUGGGUCAGGAUUCCUCCAUGAAGACGGCUCUGUUUGCAGCAGCAGGUGUCGGACUAGCAGGACUCACCUUCCUCCUCGUGCGCUGAUCCUCUCACCUUCACUUUACUUUCUCUCUUGUUGCCAUUUUUUUUGUUUGUUUGUUGUUUAUUUCGAACUCCUCAGUUCCCAACAGAACUAUUUAUUAUACUGAGAGGUCGUGUUGCAUCUCACUCAGUACUUCCUGAAAUUCUCCUGGAAAAUUAGUUUGUUUUUGUUUUGUUUUGUUUCCACAAACCGACAUCCCGCAUUUUAAGCGUUCGUCUGCAUCGUGUCCUCUGAGUUUUUUUUUUUAAUCUGUUUCUUUUUAAGUUUGAUGUACAGACUCGAUUCCAUAUAAAUACAUCGUGAGACUUUGUUUACAUCUUUUCAUGUUAAAAGUCCCUUUAAAUGUCAUUUCAGAAGGUGCUACAGUUCAUGUCAUGAGAAUUCCUAUGUUUUUAUUUCUAACCAGUUUCCAAUACAACUUUGUAAAUUAUAACUAAUUUAAAAAUAUUUAGCCAAUUUCCCUUCCUUGACAAAAAUUGUAUUUUUGCAUUAUUUUAUUUAUUUAAUACUUCAGAAAUAAACUGAUUCGGAACAAUAAA
Molecule: messenger RNA, 1212 nt
Organism: Tachysurus vachellii
Lineage: Eukaryota; Metazoa; Chordata; Actinopteri; Siluriformes; Bagridae
Gene: bcl2l10
Product: BCL2 like 10
Exons: 3
Coding region: 139-675 (178 amino acids)
Biological process (GO): regulation of apoptotic process; extrinsic apoptotic signaling pathway in absence of ligand; intrinsic apoptotic signaling pathway in response to DNA damage
Cellular component (GO): mitochondrial outer membrane
Molecular function (GO): protein heterodimerization activity; protein homodimerization activity
Source: RefSeq, a predicted model, not a curated record